Molecule: messenger RNA, 7298 nt
Organism: Seriola aureovittata
Lineage: Eukaryota; Metazoa; Chordata; Actinopteri; Carangiformes; Carangidae
Gene: nacad
Product: NAC alpha domain containing
Exons: 10
Coding region: 415-7167 (2250 amino acids)
Biological process (GO): protein targeting to membrane
Cellular component (GO): nascent polypeptide-associated complex; cytoplasm
Source: RefSeq, a predicted model, not a curated record
UGCAGCUCCCUCUCAGAUUUUACGCACACACACACACACACACACACACACACACACAUAUUCAGAUGAACUGGAUCAUGAGGCUCUAAAACACACGCCCACAACAGCAGCAUCACUGUGCUGCACCACAGAGAGAGAGACCAGCAUAUACUCCCAUCUCUCACUCUCCAUCUUUCUCUCUCUGUCUGUCUCAUUCUGCCUCAUACACACAAACACACACACACACACACACAGACACGUGCUGCAGGGAAGAUCUGAGUGUUGGGUCGCUGAGCAUUCAGCCAGCCCCCCCCUCCCCUUCUUCUGCUUUCUCCCUCUCACUCUCUCACUCUCACUCCCUCUCCCUGUUCACCUUGUCUGUUCCGGCUGUAUGGUUUAUUGUUGCGUCAGAGCCAAAGAGAGCCAGCGAGAAGCAUGCCGGGGGAGAGCACUCACAGAUCUGUCCCCGCCGACAAGCAUCCAGAGCAGGGAGCUGAGGAGACAGGGCUCCCUGGACCAGACAUGACCAGACACCCAUCUACUGACUCCACCCCUAGUGACAGUGGCUCCUCCCCUAGUGAUUGUGGUUCUAGCCCUUCUCCCAGCACUCCUCAGAAGCUACUCCCAGCAUGCACCUCUCCAUUUGGACCACGAAUAUUUCAUGCAAUACCUAGUUCCUCUGGUUCUCCAAGACCUCAACCUGAAGGCUCUGACCAUCGCAACAGCAACACGCCAAAAUUGUCGGGAAAGUUAGGUGGUCAUGGACCGUGUGGCCGCCUCGUCCCUGUUAAGAUGGAGAGAAUAAAGGUCCUGACCGGGUCUGAGGUGGAAAGUGACUACCAAGAGCCACAAACCAUUGACACAAGGGUGGUGAUGGGUCAAGAGACACUGCUCAAAACAACAGAGAUCCAGAAAGGGAAACCCGUGGUUGAGCCGAGUGGUCAGGCAAUCCCUUUGCCGGCUAUCCCAAGCUUUUCAGAUCCUCAGGCACAAGCAGAGGAGACUCAGCUGGAGACCAGCAAAGAUGAAAGCCGAGCCCAAAGCCCUCAAAAACAGCAGGAUCAGCAAAAAGACCCUGUGCAGCCCCCAGCCACACUACCUUCCCCUUUUCACAAACCCCUGUUACCUUCCCCAUCCUCCCCAGAGCCUGUCACGACCAAUGACAGUUUGAUAGACAACCAGGAAGAGGUUCAAACCCUCUCUGAAAACGAAGUGCCUUCCCUCUCUUUUUCGGAGCUUGCCUGUCCAGUUGCUUUGUCCUUCUCUGAACCAGCCUAUGCUGUUGACCCUCUACGAGUGGGUGUGCCCUCAUCUCUUGACCCUGACCUGUAUUAUACCGCCCCUUCCACCCCGAUCAAGAUGGCUUCCCGCUCUUCACACCUUAAACAUCAUUCAUAUCCUGGCUCUCCAGCCUCCCCGCUCUCCCCUGGUUCUCCCUCAGACAGCGAGGACCUCUGUUCCCCUCUCACCUCUCCCUCUGGUUCUUAUAUCACGGCGGAGGGAGGCAGUUGGACCUCCUCUUACACAUCUUCCACCUCCCCAUCCACUUCUCCCAAUCUGCUCCUCACAGAGGAAGCACAGGAGGCCCCUGCUUGCUUUGUGAGCUCCUUAUCAGAAAUUGGAGAUGAAGCUGGGGAGGAAAAGGGACAAGUGGGACCAGAACGAGAGGAGGAAAGGGCAGGGGACUUCUGCCUGUACCGCCCUGAGGAUUUUGUCAGGAAUUCACGGAUAGGUAUAACAGGGACAGUGAUCCUCGAGGAGGAAGAGGCUGUAAAAGGGGAAGAGGUCAAGAUUUCUAGAGAAAGUUGUCGUCCAUGCUGGGUGACUGAGGAUACAUCCCCUCUAAGGAGCAGUAGUAGCCGUAGCAGUGACUCCCAGGAGGAUGGAGGAGAGUCUGAAAGCUCGCUCUGCCCAUUGGAAGAGGCUGGUUCAGACAGAAUAGAGUACCCUAGACCCAUGCCGACAGGCCUGAAAUUGCAACUGGAGGCAUGCAUAUCAGAUGAACACUAUGGACAGAUGGAUGACCACCCACAACUACCCUCCACUGCCUUGACUCCUGACAUAGAGAACAUGACCAUGGCCUCAUCUAGUCUUAGCCCUGACUCCCCUCUCACCCCCCUGGAUGCCUUCUGUUCCGGAGCCUUCGAUAGGCUCGGCCCCAGUUCUUUCAUGAUCUCACAGGCCGCUUGUGCUGAUGAUAUACCAGAGGAGGAAAGGAUGAUCCCUGCCUCCCUCAUCUCUUUCCCCCUCCACACUAGCCUUAUCUUUAAGGCUGAUUCAAUGGAAAUCACCCUCUUCCCCACAGAGGAAGAGAAUGAAAUUGAAGUUCAUGACAGAAAUGAAGGGAAGGAUGUUGAUGCAUAUGCAGCAGGAGAGGAGGAGGGAGAUGUUGAAGAUGAUGACGAUGAUGACGACGAUGACGACGAUGAUGACGAUGACGAUGAUGAUGAUUACGAUUAUGAUGAUGAUGGUGAUGGCAAUGCUAACGGUGCUGCUGAUGGUGAAGACGAUGAUGAAAAUAACGAAGAUGAUGACGGCGAUGAGCACGAUGAGGCAGGUGAGGAAGCCAAGGUGGAGGUGAAAGUGGUGGAAGAGGAGGAAGAGGAGGAAGAAGAAGAGCAGGACGAUGAUGAUGUGGAGGAGUGUGAUAGCAAAGCAGUGGAGGAUCCUACAGAUGAGGACAGCUCAGCAUCGUUCCUUCAUUCACUUUCAGACACAUCUAUCAAUGAGGGGUUGGACGAAUCCUUCUGUUUUCAAGAUGAUACAGAUGACUCAUUAGAUUCUGCCUCCUAUAAUGGGGAGGAAGAUGAACGUCUAUACAGCACUGAGAGGCAUGCACAAUCACUAGAACCAACAGCUUUGGAUGCACUUGAUCCGACUGACAUCCAAACAGAACCUGAACAGGGGUCUACCACUGAAACAGGUCAAGCUGAACCUUUGCACACACAACUGAGCACAGACGAACAACUGGAUCAUUCCGAACCCCCCUGUCUUUCUGAAGCCAAUGGCGCCCACCCCUUGGAUAACAAUAUAAAACCCAAACCUCUGGAUGAACCUGAACCCUGUGAACCUCAGCCAGACCCUGAACCAGAAUCUACCAGUGGAAUAAGUGAGACAGAACCUUUCCACACACAAAUGAGCACAGAGGAACCAGUGGAUCACCAGAAACCGAUCCUUUCUUCACAAGCUAUUUCUUGUCAACCAGAGUCCUCCAGCAACCCAAACAACACUGGGAGUGAGAGUGAAAUGAUAGAUAUCUCUGGUUCUUCCGACCCUCUCGACGAACCUGAAGACAGCCCACAUGUUAACCCCUCCACCGCCCCUGUUGUCAUUGAGGCUCCUCCUGACCCAGCUGAUGAAUUCCACACCUCUUCUCUUUCUGCCGUUUCCACACAGGAGACAAUUGAUCUAAACAGUUCCCUUCCUCUGGAAGAACUGGCCGAGGAAAAUCCCCAGAUGGCAGACACUGAUUUGCAACAGAGCAAUGACAAUUCAGAGGAGGAAUCCACCAAAGAACCAGAAAGGGACUCUUUCAAAUUGCUCAUCAAGCCUCGUAAUUAUCAGCCAGAAAGCCAAAGGACUGUUGGAGCAACUAGACUAGUGUUAUCAAAGUCUUUCUCCAAUAAAUCUGAUGUGCCCAGAGGGGCUGAGGCCAUGUGUAGGCCCAGCAUUCACAGAGAUUCUGACAUUGAGCUUGACCAGAAGAAUGGGAAUGCCUCAGCUGAGUCCAUGAGUUUAGAGUGUAGAAGUUCUGACUCUGGUCCCUCUGUUAAUAUGGCCACUGCCACCAAUGACUUGAAUAAAGGUGUUCUCCUUCUUUCCUGCCCUAAAGACCCUAGUCCCAACCCCAGUAAUAUCCCUGUUUCUGUCUCUCCAGAGAUCAUCUCAGAACUUGCUGACAAUCUGGCCCUGACCCCUGAACAUUGCCCCAGUGACUCUGCCCAGGAAAACCUGAGGGAAAACACCCUGAGUACUGAUGAGGGGGCGCUGGGAGCUGUUGGAUCUCCGCACUCCCCCCUUGCCAUUUCACCCAAAAGGGAAAACUCAGAAACAGACACAAGCAAGGAGAUGGUUCCUGGAGCUGGGGCGUGGUGUGAUGACAGGAUCGGGCUAGGGUUAGGUCUAGGAUUAGGUUCAGGGGCUGAGUUUGGUGUCUGGGGAGCAGGAGAGUCUCUUUCCCUGUCUCUGGGGAAGAGGUAUGAGUUAGAGGCAGAGAGUCUGCUCAUGUGUGACACAACGGGCCAAAGCACACAGACGGCUGUGGUUCCCAACAUGAGCAGUGAAGUGUAUAAAAAUUAUGACAAUGAUCUGGGUUCUGUUCUGGAUGAGGAAGAUAACAACAGUCUGUGUGGAAAGAGGGACCGGAUGGCAGAUGAAGAACUGGUAGAAGAAGAGGGAGCGGCUGAGUCCAACUUGGCCCGUUGGAAGUCCAUUGAGGAGAUCUCAGAAGCAGGCGGAGGAGAGGAUGGAAGCUCCAGAUUCCCAGAGGACGAUGUCAGUAAUCUAAAUCCAGACAAUGAUGGAGAUAACGCAGACACAACAAUACAACACACUUGGAAGAAUUCUAACAAUAACAAUGACUCUGCCUUUGACUCUUUGGAAGUAGCCAUGUGUGGAAGUCUGAAUGCUCUAUCAGAGGAAGUGAGACCCCAGAGUGUGAGUGUCAGUGUUAAUGAGUCUGUGUCUAAUAUUCCACUAGAAGAGAUGCCACCUCAGGUUUCUGACACAGUUGCUGAUGAAGAGCAGGAAUCGACAGACGGCUCCAUAAACCAGACAUCAGACACAUCACAGGCACCAUCCUCAAAGGAAGGUGUCUGUAGCAUCUCAGUGCCAUUCGUUGAAACUCACAUGGACCCAGCUGCAACAAAAAACCACUUCGAUUCGGCAGAUAAAUCAAGAUGCCAUACUCGUCCAGAGUGUCAGACAAUCACUCCAGAGAGUAAUACAGCAUUUUCUUUGCUACAUGGAUCCUUUGGUUCCUUUACUCCUAAAUGUAAAUCUAAUGAAUCCAGACCAAGGAGAGCUUGCAAAGACAAGGUGGAAAAUACUGGUGCUCUGUCAGAACCAGAGAUUUUGAAGCCUCAGACUGAAGGUCAAAAGAAAAGCGAUGUGACUGACAGACUUGUUGAUGAACCAAAGACUAAGGAUACCUUCAAAGAACAGCCGUGUGUUGUUUGUGACUCAGGGGAAGAAGAUGAUGAACAAAAAGUGGAAGAGAAGGGAAAAGAGAGAGGUGAAGAGAAGGAUGAGGAGAACAAAAAGGAAAGAAAAACCUCUCCUGUACAGAGUAGCCCAGAGCACUUUUUGUGUCACACCCCUAAAGGGGAAUUUUGCACAGAUAAACCAACUGCUGCUAAGAAAGGGAGGAGAGGGAGGCAGAACAAGCACAGGGCAUCUCAGAGAGGCAGUCACGCCGACUCUAGCCCUGAAUCUGUUGGUGAUCCAAAGAAUGAUGAUCCAUUAAAUACCACAGCAGAUGGGUGGUCAAAGGGGAUUGCAGACAAUUCUAAAACUAAGGCAGGUCGAAAGGCAAACAACAAAGCUUCAUCAAUGGACUGUCAACAGAGGACAUCUGGGAUGGACAAAGCAGAGUCUAGUUCACAGAUGCAGGUGGAUAACAGUCCCAGUUUUGAUGUCAAAAGUCCUACCCACGGACACUGCAAUUCAAACAUGCAUACCCCAGACAACCUCAAUGCUGUGGUGGCACUGAACCAAGAAUUACAACAGAAACAGGAAGUGCUUGAUAACAGACCACUAUCUGAUAGUCAGAGAGGAAUUACAGUAGACAUUAAUGACAACAACAUAGAUACUGGCCACAGUACGCAUACCCAGGAUACCAUAUCAUGCUCUCUGACUCCACUUCCUUCCUCACCAUCUCCUGAUUCCUCCUCCUCCCCUAUACCUUGUGCCUCAACAGAACCAGAGGGAGAUCUUUCCACACCUGUGCAGGAAUCCCAACCUGUCCCCUCAGCCCAGCAGCAGUCUCCAAUAUGCCACACCACUCCUACCGUUUGCUCUACCACCCCCACAACACAACAACCCCCAGAUUCCCAAACUCUUCCUAACAACGACGAUGAGGAUGACGACAACGAUGUCCAGGAGGUCGCCGUUGUCCUCUCUCCAUCAGCUCCAUCUGCCACAAGUGUCUCGUCACCUUCAUUCUUCACUGCCAUGCCAUUAAGCCUGUCCCAGCCUACCCAGGAAUCAUCUACACCUGGGUCAGGGGCUCAAGAUUCAGCAUGUGUUCCAGACUCCAUUCCCUGUCCCCAGUCUCAGUCCUCUUCGCCUAAUCUCAACACCCAGUCUCACAAACAAAUCAAGCAAGGUCGCACAUGGAGCACACAAGACCGGUGCAGAGGUCCGAGUUUGGCUGAGGAGGAGACAGACAGUGAGGAUGAUGGUGGACUGCCUCGACGUGGUCACAGGUCCCAGCCCAGAGGAGUCGCAGGAAACAGAAAUGGAUCGUUGCAGAACGAGUCUGGUCCAUCGAAUAAACGGGAGAUACAGCCUUUCUCUGGCCACCAGAUAACCGACAGGCAGUCGGGCUGUCCAAUCAACCACAGCCAUAAGAUUUCUGAAGAGAUUGACUUAUCCUUCAAAAACAAUUGCUCCAUAUUGGCUUCCUGUAAUGAGUCUGAGAGUGAGGGGUCAGUGCCUGAGCUAGAGGAGCCGGAGCCACUGAGACCAUCGGAGCCCCAGUCUCUCUCCUCUGCAGAUGAAGGGCUGAACAGACCAAAGCAGAGCCGCAGUGAGAAGAAGGCUCGCAAGGCCAUGUCUAAACUGGGUCUAAAGCCGGUCCAUGGUGUGACCAGAAUCACCAUUAGGAAGUCCAAGAGUAUCUUGUUUGUCAUCAGCAGACCUGAUGUCUUCAAAAGCCCUGCAUCAGACAUUUACAUUGUAUUUGGAGAGGCAAAGAUUGAGGACCUGUCACAGCAGGCUCACAAAGCAGCUGCAGAGAAAUUUAAGGUGCCUGUGACCUCUUCUCCCCUGGCCCCACCUGUCCCACCCAGCCUCACCAUCAAGGAAGAGAGUGAAGAGGAGGAAGAAGAGGUGGACGAGGGAGGUCUUGAGCAGAGAGACAUUGAUCUGGUGAUGGCACAGGCCAAUGUGUCACGAGCCAAGGCCGUCCGUGCGCUGAAACACAACAAGAAUGACAUUGUGAAUGCUAUCAUGGAGCUGACCAUGUGAGUGGAGGACAAUUUGAAACCUGAUCCCCCUUCUCCCAGCCUAUAAAGCCUAAACGCCACUGACUCUUCUGUAUCGCUGCUACUGUAUGUUGCAUCCCCAGUAUCUGCCAAAUAAAGUCUGUUCCAACGUGG